AUGGCGGAUCAAAGACCCAUUUUUCUUUGGUCACAUUCAAGAUCUCUCUCUACUGUUUUUGAACGACCGUUUCUUCAACGUCCUCAAGAAUUCCAUGUUAUCCAUGAACCAAUUAAUUUAAUUAGUCGUGCUUAUGUGACCAACAACUUUUAUUUUUUGAAUCAAAUUCCAUUACCUAAACCUACUGAUCCGAUCACUUUUGUACAUCAUUUCUCGGCUACUCUUAAUGAAAUUCUUGUCCCUCAUUACUAUAAUGAUAAUAAAACACAUACCUUAAGAGUUUUUGCGAAGGAUCAUGCAUCCAAUUUUUUAGAUGGAAACCUAGAAGGAAAUCCAUUAGGAUCCAAGGAAAUUCUUUUAAAAUUUAAACAUACAUUCAUAAUUAGAAAUCCAGAAAAAUCCGUAAAGUCUUUUUAUAAAGCUGCGAAUUCUACAUAUGAAGCUUGGGAAAAUGCCUGCGUACCUAAUUUUGAAAGGUAUGACAUUUUUUUUCCUGAAAAAGUUUGGCUAAAAGAAUCAAGGUUUCUUUAUGAUUUAAUUAAGAACAUAACUGGAGAGGAGAUUGUUUUAGUAGAUGCUGAUGACUUACUUCGAGAACUGGAGAAAAUUUUGAGAAAAUAUUGUGAGAUGGUCAAUGUAGAGUUUAAGAAAGAAAUGCUAGAAUGGAAAGUCGAAUAUAUGGGAUUUAAACUUGUCAG
Messenger RNA from Dentiscutata heterogama, 698 nucleotides. The record is from the annotation of a GenBank genome assembly. NCBI's taxonomy places the organism in Eukaryota, Fungi, Glomeromycota, Glomeromycetes, Diversisporales, Gigasporaceae.